AUGGCGGAGAUUAACAGCAAAUUGGGUAAUGAUAGGGGAAUAAACGCCAUCAGAACAGGUCAACUCUUAUCAUUAUCAGAACAACAACUUCUUGAUUGUGAUUCGAGCGACAGAACCUUCCAUUGCGACGGAGGGCAGGUCUGUGGCGUAUUUACUUUCGUCAAAGAGCAUGGAGGUAUAGCUACAGAUGAGUUCUACCCUUAUGUAGGUAAAAGGGAAAUAUGCGAUACAUCUAAGUAUGGUCAUCACUCGGUAACUGUUGAUGGAACCGAGUAUUUGCCAGAACACGAUGAAGAAGCGCUAUUGAAAGCAGUGGCACAUCAGCCUGUAACUUUUCAAAUGGAUCCUGGCGGUGACGGUUUCAUGUUCUACAAAGAGGGAAUUUAUAGUGGACCAUGUGGAAUGGAGCUGAUGCACGCGAUGUUGAUAGUUGGAUACGAUCAGGAUCCUGACGGAACCAAGUACUGGAUUGUUAAGAACUCGUGGGGCGAAGGAUGGGGAGAGAAGGGAUACAUUCGUAUGCUACGCGGUACGGAGAUCCAAGGGGUUUGCAACAUGUAUGGGCAUUGUAAUUUCCCUCUUAAAUCUCCCAAAACUAAAAAUGUUGAACUCUAG
Molecule: messenger RNA, 615 nt
Organism: Helianthus annuus (common sunflower)
Lineage: Eukaryota; Viridiplantae; Streptophyta; Magnoliopsida; Asterales; Asteraceae
Product: vignain-like
Exons: 5
Coding region: 1-615 (204 amino acids)
Cellular component (GO): lysosome
Molecular function (GO): cysteine-type endopeptidase activity
Source: RefSeq, a predicted model, not a curated record